UCCUCAGUCUGGGACGUCGGAGUUACCACCAGAUACCUAAUCCUCUUUCCCACCUCUCUUUUUAAGAAACACACCCAUGACACGGCGGAUUUGAUCUCAGGGGGUGAUCCCGGGUUCGCCAGGAGUCAGAAUCUCACGUCGGGUCACUUUCCUCCUUCCCUUCCCCUCCUCCUCCCCCUUCCACCAUUCGCAGCACCGGUUGCCAUGGAGAAUUCUUCAGUGGCGUCUGCAUCGUCUGAGGCUGGGAGCACGCGCUCACAGGAGAUAGAAGAGCUGGAACGCUUCAUCGACAGCUAUGUGCUGGAGUACCAGGUGCAGGGGCUACUGGGAGACAAGGCAGAUGGAGACUUGGAUUUGGACAAUGGUGGCAAGGUGCCACAGUGGACGGACGACUGCAUCGACAAGAGAGAUGGCAGCUGGACGUCUUCACGGGGGAGAGGCUCAUCCAAGCCGGACGAGUGGGAACACAGCAGUAAUGGCAGCACAGGUUCCAGGCCCAGUUCGGGGUCUAGACCAGGUUCUGGCUCACGCUCUGGCAGCAGAGGCAGAAACAACCAGUUCAAAGGCCCUGCCAAGAACGGGAACAGAGACGGCUCCUUUGACAUCCUGGGCACAGACAUAUGGGCUGCCAACACAAUGGACUCACAUGGGGGUGCAGGUUGGGAUGUGCAGCCAGAGAAACUGGACUUCAGCCACUUCCACAGGAAACACUUAAGAGGAACGCCAAAGCACCUGCCACAUAUUGACAGAGAGGGAAUGAAUAAAAACAAGUUUGAGGAGGAUGACGGCAUAGACAUGAAUGACAUAGAGAGGUUCCUACCCCAUCUGUGCUCUGUCUUCCCACCCCUUCCUAAUGAGGCUGAGAUUGCACACACCAAAAAGCUCUUCCGACGCAGGAGGAAUGACCGACGAGUGGUUGAUCUGUUCACCCGAGACCAGUUAACCAUACUUCUGCCUACUGGCCCCGGGGGAAAGCGGCAAGUCUCAGCCAGGAGACAGCAGCGGCCUCAGGGAGGAGGAGGAGGCGGCGGAGGAGGGAAGAACCAGCCUCAGCAGAUACAGCAACAGUCACCGCAGCACCAGAGGGAUCAAACCCAACAGCAGGCUCCAAACCAACAGCAGCAGAAUUCAACAGAAUUGGGAGAGAACAGAAAUAAUAGUGCUGACCGACCGCCUCGCCAGUACCAAGGAGGACAUGGGCAGCGCCAAGGAGGACCUCCACACCACGGAUACAGCCAGAACCGGCGUUGGCACCACAAUCAGAAAGGUCAGGGGCACGGACAGUCAAACGCUACAGGCGAUAAAGGAGUACCCCAGAGAACAACCAAAGACAAAGAGACUGAGAAUGUAAAACCUGGUGACGAGCAGAUCAGACCGCCUCAAGACUGCAGCACAGGAAGUGGGAAGGCAAACGAGGGCCAGUCGGAGCAGCCCAAAAUCAGCUUGCUGCAGUCGUCAAAGGAGAGGCUGAGGAGGAGACUAAAGGACAAGGAAGAGGCACGUGUGGAGGCGUCAGGCUCCGGGUCACAGAACAUGGACCGGCUGGUGGACCUUCUCAACAGCAUGAGGAGCAACAGCAGCGGGGUGGAGCAGCAGCUGGCCUCUUUCAUGGAGGAGGCGCAGUGCUCAGCGCGGUCGGAGGAAACCCUGGCUCAGGUGGUCAGCACAAUCUACUCCAAGGCCGUGUCAGACAGGAGCUUCGCUGCCACAGCUGCCAAGCUAUGUGACAAGAUGGCGCUGUUCAUGGUGGAGGGGACCAAGUUCAGAUCGCUGCUCCUCAACAUGCUGCAGAGGGAUUUCUCCCGUCGCGAGGAGCUACAGCAGUCAGAUGUGGAGAGGUGGUUGGGUUUCAUCACCUUCUUGUGUGAGGUGUUUGGCACCAUGAGGAGCAGCUCUGGAGAGCCAUUCAGGGUGCUGGUGUGUCCAAUCUACACCUGCCUACGAGAGCUGUUAGAGUCCACAGACGUUAAGGAAGACGCAGUCCUCUGCUGCUCCAUGGAGUUGCAGAGCGCUGGGCGUCUCCUGGAAGAGCAGCUGCCAGAGAUGAUGACAGAACUCCUAGCAGCCGUCAGGGACAAGAUGCUUUGUCCGGCCGAAUCUCAGCUGACCCGCUCUCUCCUUAUGGAGGUCAUCGAGCUGCAUGCACACCGCUGGAGCCCCCUGGAGGCUCUCACCACCCAGUACUACAACCGUACCAUCCAAAAGCUCACCACCACUGCCUAGGUGCCAGCUCCCCCGGGAGGAGAAGAGACAUUUUCCAGUUGCGCAACAGUCCGCUCUUCUCGUUUUACCACGAAACAGAAAGUUAAUGACAAUGUCACUCUCGAAACAAAUAUAUACUUCACGUGGUAACUGUACAAAUUCGAUAAUUUCUCCAAGAUAAGUGACCACUGCCACAAACAAACCACAUGCCCGCCACCAGGCAGGUAGCCCUCAGCUACCCUGGCAACACUACAUGUGACAUUAAAACAAUGACAAGCCUAUCUGACACAAAUUUCAGAAAACACUAGUGAAUAGAUGGCCAGUAGGGGCGUGCUUGGCCACACAGAGUGUGGGAGCUUGCCUGGAUGUGGCUGAUGAGGGGUAAAGGAGGGAACAGACAGGAGAGGGGGGUCACACAGGGGAGAGGAGGAGAGGGCAGCAGCCUAUCCGUAGGGAAUAGAGAGAUCUGUGCCCAAAGAUGAAUGGAGGGGGGAAGAAGGAGGGUGAUCAGGGCAGUGCGUGUCAGUCUCUUCAUUGUGUUCAUUUGCCCCGCCACCCUCCCCUUCCCUCUGUCUCUUUCUCCUUCCCCCACCUCUGUCUCUCUGUCAGCCCCUGGGGUCUGUGUGGCUGAUAAAAGAGGAGGAGGAGGAGGAGGCAGGCAGUAGACACGGUGCUGUCUGUCUGGGCUGUCUGCCUCGCCGGGCCAGGGGACCAGGUCAAAGGGUCUCGUUGUGGAGCUCCCCAGCUCCCACUGCUCCUCCCUGCCUUUGUCUCCUCAACCCCACCCCCACCUCCCCAGCAGAAGCCUUUUUGUGGGGAUGAGACAGCAGGCCUGCUGGGCUGGCCUGGGCUGAGGAUAAGGAUCAGGCUGGCUAGAGUAGGGUGGCAGAUGGCUACUUGAGCCCUUGUGAGACGACACACUCCUAACACACCCCUCUGGCACCCCGGUUCCCUGCUCCCCAAGCUCGGGCCGGUGUUACCAAUAGAGGCAGCAGAAGUGUUGUGGUGGGGGGUCAGGAAUAAAAAAAGCAUUAAAACAGACACUGCUGUCUGAUAAUUCUUUUGUUUUUGUCCUACAGGGGAAUGUCUCUUCUCCUCUGUUAAGCCGUGCAUGUCCAUGCUUUGUUAACACCAUCAUUGAUAUUAUUAUUAUAUUAUUAUAUUAUUUUUUUAAUCAUUUAUUGUUUUUGUUAUUGUCAUUUCAUUUUGAAUUCUUGUUUUUGUGAUAAAAUGUAUGUAUGAGAUAUUGUAGUGGUAGGCCUUAUUGCACAGGUUUGAUUUGUUUUGCACUGUUUUGAGGCAAUUUGCUUUAAGAAAAAUUCAAAAUAAGCAAAAGUUUGAAUUUGAAUCAGUGCUUGUGGUAUAAUAUGAAAAAUCUCAGUAGUGAGAGAAAUGGGUUGAGCCUAGUGAGGGAUUUUAGGAUGUUUUAAUGGACUAGUGGCCUUGUCAAUUAUCCAUUUUUAUAGGAGCUCUCUUGUUUUGGGGUCUGCAGGGCCUGUUGCAGCAGGGAGCAUGCUGAGGACUAAACAGUUGGACUUAUUCACAUUGUUCUGUUGCUCAAGAAAAGAACACAUUUGAAGAUGAAAAAAGUGAUGUGAUGUAUAAAAAAGAAAAGAAAAAAAGAAAAAAAAGCAUGGCACACAGAGAAACAGAAGUGGAAUGCUUCUUUAAAUUUUUCUCUUACUCAAGCCAUUCUUUGCAGUGGACAUUUUGCAAGUGUUUAAUAUCAACUGUAUUUGAUCUUGCUUUGUUUUUGAGAAAAAUGACAACUAUUAACCUGUGUAUUUGAAGAUGACAAUGAUGAAAAGCAGAAAAUCUUAUCGUAUGACCUCAUUAGCUUCUCAUAUGUGUCCCUUAUUCCAGCUAACGUGUGUACUAUGAUAUUGACGUACCAAGCCAAUCAUGUACCAUUUGUAAAUGGGCUCUAUAUAUAAUCCUCAUACAGUAUAUUUACAAGUAUUUUAAAACAUUGAAACAAAGGGGAGUAGUGCAACAGAGAUGUUGCACAUGACCAUGGCUAGAAGUUGGCCUUUCCCAUGCAUUUCUAUCAGGAACUAACUCAUUGCUUGGGAGCACACACACGCACACACACACACACACACGAACAUGCAUACACAUACUUAGUUUCCCAUUGAAUCUCUGUGGGCAGUUAUAAGUGUUUUUAUAUUAUUUUCUCUGUCUUGCAUCAAGAAUUAAGAUCCUGUGUGGCAGAAACACACCCCAGAAGAUUAGUUAGAUGAGAAGGGUGAUUUAAAGCUCACAAAUGUUUUUGGAGGUGCAGCCUAAUUAUCUGUAAGUAUGUGUCUGCUUAAGAUGUGAUUUGUUAUACUGUCUUUUUUUUGUCUUUUGUUGUCCGUAUUUUAUUUCUAGGUUUCUAUUUAAAUUAUAUUUAGCUCAUUUAUAUAUAUAAUUUUUCCCUUGUGGUGGGUUUUCAAGACAUCUGAAACUGUUGUGAUACCUAGCUUGCUGGCAAGUGUGUAAGUGUGGUAUUACUGUGUUUUAGUUUGUGAAAAGAAAAAGAAACCCAUUGGUCAGUUUCCAUUAUGCAAAGAGUGGCUCCCUCUCACAGCAGAUGGGUGCAGGUGGGGAUCGCCCUCCCCUCGUCUGUGGCGCUGGAGCCUCCCCACCCCGCGUGCCCUUAGACCCCAUUGCUCGGGUCACAUGACUCACUCGACGAUUGAAUGAGACGCACCUUCAUUUGCAUAUUCUCAUGAAUAUUGAAAAAAAAUUAGGCUCCGGUCGGCACACAGACAAGCUGUACAUUGGCAAUAGUGGGUCAUCUGUGAGCUCUUGUUUGUUUUGUUUUUCUAAGCAAUUGAAAAAUAAACUAA
Messenger RNA from Seriola dumerili (greater amberjack), 5033 nucleotides. RefSeq names its product cap binding complex dependent translation initiation factor (gene ctif). Gene Ontology annotation, cellular component: cytosol. The coding region runs from base 205 to 2223 and encodes 672 amino acids. The transcript is spliced from 15 exons. Gene Ontology annotation, biological process: regulation of translational initiation. The record is from RefSeq and is a predicted model, not a curated record. NCBI's taxonomy places the organism in Eukaryota, Metazoa, Chordata, Actinopteri, Carangiformes, Carangidae. Gene Ontology annotation, molecular function: protein binding; translation activator activity; RNA binding.